Ceraceosorus guamensis is the source of this 801-nucleotide messenger RNA. RefSeq lists its product as hypothetical. The record is from RefSeq and is a predicted model, not a curated record. Lineage: Eukaryota; Fungi; Basidiomycota; Exobasidiomycetes; Ceraceosorales; Ceraceosoraceae. Bases 231 to 644 code for a protein of 137 amino acids. The transcript is spliced from 2 exons.
UUGCUUGAAUAUGCGCAGCUGACUAAGGGUCCAAAGGCCUGCUGCGAUCUCACUCGGACUCGUGACUCGUGACUCUGGGCAUCGUACCCAAGCUCGUGAUGGCGAGGGGAUGGUUUACGUAGCUGCUGAAGCUCCCAGAUGCUUCGGAGGGCCUGCUCAAGCCGCAGCUAGACGUGUGGUGAGGUCUUGGAUGACGUCGUGGAUGGCAUGUAGUGUGGUCUCAUGGUCUCAUGCGAGGGGUAAACGCAGGCGUGAGCGCAGCAGCGCAGAGCAGAGCAAGAGAGGGUAACGGUUGCUCCGUCUCCGUCUCAAAGUGGAUGUCCAGCCUAGCCUGCUGGUGGAGGGAGCAAGAUCUCAAGCAGGCCAGAGAACAAUCAGGGCGCUGCAGGUUGAUGAGUCUGAUGAGUCACGAGUCACGGUGUGGUCGAAUUCGGUCAGUGCGCAUGCAAGCUUACCUGCCUUGUCGUGGGCGAGUUCAAGCCACGAGUGGACCACCCGCCAGUGUGCCUGCUAAACCUCCGCUUUGGUACCGCUUGGCCCUCCCCGAUUCGGCGUGUUGGACACCUGCUUGGCCCACAUAUAAAUUCGCCCACACUCUGUGGUCGCACCACUCCUUCCACAUCCACAACUCAUCCGCGUACUGAUCGUCCGAAUUCAGCAACACCUUUUUUUCUCUCUUGGUCAGAUACACGAAGCGACCACAAGCGCAGAGAGGCUUCCUUUCAAAAGAGGUAAUAUCAUCAGCAUCAACGUCGCAGCCAUGUCCUUGUUCAGAGCUUCUGCAGCUACCGCGAGCGCUGC